Molecule: messenger RNA, 1395 nt
Organism: Cariama cristata (Red-legged seriema)
Lineage: Eukaryota; Metazoa; Chordata; Aves; Cariamiformes; Cariamidae
Product: E3 ubiquitin-protein ligase TRIM39-like
Exons: 6
Coding region: 1-1395 (464 amino acids)
Molecular function (GO): zinc ion binding; protein binding
Source: RefSeq, a predicted model, not a curated record
AUGGCCGAGUCUGACCCGCUGGAAAGUUUGCAGAAAGAAGCAUCUUGUUCAAUCUGCCUGGAUUAUUUCAGCGACCCAGUGUCCAUCAAUUGCGGGCACAGCUUCUGCCGGGACUGCAUCACGCGAUGCUCGGGAAAAUCAGACCGGAGGUUCGCCUGCCCGCAAUGCCGAGGAAUUGCCCAGAAAAGAAAAUUUAGACCAAACCGUGAGCUGAGGAACCUGGCGGAGAUCGCCAAGAAGCUGAGCUUACGGACAGGGUACGGGGACGGGGUCAGCAACCUCUGCCCGAAGCAUCAGGAACCGCUGAAACUUUUCUGCCAGGAGGACCGGACGGCCAUCUGCGUGGUGUGCGACCGCUCGCACGCUCACCGCGCUCACACCGUCGCACCCAUCGAAGAAGCCGCCCAAGAGUGCAAGGAGCAAAUCCAGAGCAAACUGAAGAGCCUCAAGGAUGAAAGAGAAAGACUCCAAGGAUUAAAACUGACUGGGGAGAAGAGAAGCCAGAAGUAUCUGCAGCAGACAAGAGCCGAGAGGUGGAAAAUUAUGUUGGCGUUUAAGCAGCUGCAUCAGUUCCAGGAUGAGCAGGAACGUCUUCUCCUGAUGUGGCUGGAAGAUGUGGAGAAGAAGAUAGUGGAGACCCAGACGGAGAACGACAGGAACAUCUCUGCGGAGAUCUCCCACUUGGGCAACCUCAUCAGGGAGCUGGAAGGGAUGAGCCCACAACCGGAGAAUAAAUCCCUGCAGGAUGCCAGGAGUGCCUUGGCCAGGUGUGAAGCAAGGACUUUCCAGCAACUGACAGAGAAAUUUCCCAGGGUGGAAAAGAAACUGAAGGAUUUAUCUCAGAAAAACAUCGUUCUGAAGGAAGCCCUGAGGAAAUUCAAAGCAAACGUGACUCUGGAUCCAGACACAGCAAACCCCCACCUCGUCCUCUCCGAGGAUCGGAGGAGCGUGAGGUGGGAUGAAACGCCCCAGAAUUUGCCCAACAAUCCCCAGAGAUUUGAUACCUACUGCUCCGUCUUGGGUUGCGAAGGCUUCACGAUGGGGAGGCACUACUGGGAAGUGCAUCUGGGGAGCAGGGGAUUUUGGGCAGUCGGGGUGGCCAGAGACUCAGCGUGGAGAAAGGGAUGGAUUAACCUCGACCCUUCCCAGGGGAUUUGGGCUGUUGGCAUCUGUGGGGACAGGUUUCAAGCUUUCACCUCCUUUGAAACAGUUCAGCCUCUGAAUGGGAGGCCAAGGACUAUCCGGGUCUCUCUGGAUUACGAGAAGGGACACGUGGCUUUCUUCGAUGCUGAUAAUGAGACCUUGGCUUUUGCUUUUCCUCCGACUUCUUUCAAUGGAGAGAAAAUCCUGCCUUUCUUCUGGGUUUGGGAGUCCAGGAUCCAGCUGGUUCCCUGA